AGAGAAGAAAUGACCAUGGCCAAGUUAACCGAAUCCAUGACAAAUGUCCUGGAAGGUGAUUCCAUGGACCAGGAUGUGGAAAGCCCAGUGGCCAUUCACCAGCCAAAGUUGCCUAAGCAAGCCAGAGACGACCUGCCAAGGCACAUCAGCCGAGACAGGACCAAAAGGAAAAUCCAGAGGUAUGUGAGGAAGGAUGGGAAGUGUAACGUCCACCAUGGCAACGUGAGGGAGACCUACCGAUACCUGACGGAUAUCUUCACCACCCUCGUGGACCUAAAGUGGAGAUUCAACCUGUUAAUCUUUGUCAUGGUCUACACAGUGACAUGGCUCUUCUUUGGGAUGAUCUGGUGGCUAAUUGCAUACAUCCGGGGAGAUAUGGACCACAUAGAGGACCCCUCCUGGACUCCCUGUGUUACCAACCUCAAUGGAUUUGUCUCUGCUUUUUUAUUCUCAAUAGAGACAGAAACCACCAUUGGUUAUGGCUACCGGGUCAUCACGGACAAGUGCCCCGAGGGAAUUAUUCUCCUCUUAAUCCAGUCUGUGUUGGGGUCCAUUGUCAACGCCUUCAUGGUAGGAUGUAUGUUUGUGAAAAUAUCCCAACCCAAGAAGAGGGCAGAGACCCUGGUCUUUUCCACUCAUGCGGUGAUCUCCAUGCGGGAUGGGAAACUAUGCCUGAUGUUCCGGGUAGGUGACCUGAGGAAUUCCCACAUCGUGGAGGCUUCCAUCAGAGCCAAGUUGAUCAAGUCCAAACAGACUUCAGAGGGGGAGUUCAUCCCCCUCAACCAGACAGAUAUCAACGUAGGGUAUUACACCGGGGACGACAGACUCUUUCUGGUGUCGCCGUUGAUUAUUAGCCAUGAAAUUAACCAACAGAGUCCCUUCUGGGAGAUCUCCAAAGCCCAACUACCUAAGGAGGAACUGGAGAUUGUGGUCAUCCUGGAGGGAAUGGUGGAAGCCACAGGAAUGACGUGCCAGGCUCGAAGCUCCUACAUCACCAGUGAGAUCUUGUGGGGUUACCGGUUCACGCCCGUCCUAACACUGGAAGAUGGCUUCUAUGAAGUAGACUACAACAGCUUCCAUGAGACCUAUGAGACCAGCACCCCAUCCCUUAGUGCCAAAGAGCUGGCCGAGCUGGCCAACAGGGCAGAGCUGCCCCUGAGUUGGUCCGUGUCCAGCAAACUGAACCAACAUGCAGAACUGGAGACAGAGGAGGACGAGAAGAACCCAGAAGAACAAACGGAGAGGAAUGGUGAUGUGGCAAACCUAGAGAAUGAAUCCAAAGUGGUGACGCUGGACUCCUAGUGUGGAUUGAGAAGUAUUUCUUCUAAUUACAUCCUCUGAAAGAGAUUACAGAGAAUUGAUAUAUUUUCCUCCUUAACCACUUGGAAGAAUCCACCCAGAAUGAGCCCAUCUGGACCUAGUGCUUUCUAGUUGGAAAGGUCAUGAAUAAUUUACUUAAAGUCGGGGCUGGAGAAAUGACUCAGCGGUUAAGAUUGCUUGUUGUUCUUGCAGA
Molecule: messenger RNA, 1513 nt
Organism: Onychomys torridus (southern grasshopper mouse)
Lineage: Eukaryota; Metazoa; Chordata; Mammalia; Rodentia; Cricetidae
Gene: Kcnj6
Product: potassium inwardly rectifying channel subfamily J member 6
Exons: 4
Coding region: 10-1302 (430 amino acids)
Biological process (GO): regulation of monoatomic ion transmembrane transport; potassium ion import across plasma membrane
Cellular component (GO): plasma membrane
Molecular function (GO): G-protein activated inward rectifier potassium channel activity
Source: RefSeq, a predicted model, not a curated record